UCUAUUCAAUUCUAUUCUUCCUCCUCUGUCUGUAUUGUUGUAUUCAAUCUGUUGAUCUGCACGCUUCUUCAUAGUUCUUCUCUCUCCAUUUUCGUGCUUAAAGCAGUUUUCAAGAAAACAUGGAAUCGAAUCAUGGAGGAGGGAUUCAGCAAUUGCUUGCUGCUGAACACGAAGCUCAGCAGAUUGUCAAUGCUGCUAGGACCGCAAAAAUGACAAGACUGAAGCAAGCCAAGGAUGAGGCUGAAACAGAGAUUGCUGAGCACAAAACCAGUACAGAGCAAGGUUUCCAGAGGAAACUCGAAGCGACAAGCGGAGAUUCAGGUGCAAAUGUGAAGAGGCUUGAGCAAGAGACUGAUGCCAAAAUCGAGCAAUUGAAGAACGAAGCUUCGAGAAUUUCUAAAGAUAUUGUGGAAAUGCUUCUGAAAAACGUGACCACAGUGAACAACUGAAGUAUAUCCACAAGGAAACCAUCGACUGUAAAAUGGUGUGAAGUGUAAUUUUUGAUUUGGGUGGAUUUGUUCAUUCCUUUCUUUAUAUUGUUUUGUGGAUCACAGAUUCCAACUGUUGCUUUUGAAUUUCAAUUUGUGUCUUGAAUUAUUGUAUUCAUCUCUCCAGAAGUUGCUUAGGACUUUCUGUGUUUGUAAUAAGAUUGAGAACAAAGGAUCAAUUCAUUGCAUUUUGUCUCA
Molecule: messenger RNA, 686 nt
Organism: Camelina sativa (false flax)
Lineage: Eukaryota; Viridiplantae; Streptophyta; Magnoliopsida; Brassicales; Brassicaceae
Product: V-type proton ATPase subunit G2
Biological process (GO): proton transmembrane transport
Cellular component (GO): vacuolar proton-transporting V-type ATPase complex; vacuolar proton-transporting V-type ATPase, V1 domain
Molecular function (GO): ATP hydrolysis activity; proton-transporting ATPase activity, rotational mechanism
Source: RefSeq, a predicted model, not a curated record